AUGUUACUUUAUCUAUUUCAAUUAACGUUACAUAUUUUUAUAACAUUUAUAAUAUUAGUUAUAAAUUGUGGUGGUGGAAAAAAAGAAGAACAAGAUUCAGGAGAGAUAAAAAAACAAAUUGUUUUAGCUAGAGCAGGAGAAUUAAAUGAUCAGGAAACAUUUAAUCGCACAAUGGAUAAUGAACUUAUUCGUCUUAAACAAGAAAUAAAAAGUCAUAAAGAUACAGGUAAUAAUUAUACAUAUGAUAAUGCUGGUUGUACUCCAUUUCCAACUCCUGUAACAACACCAUUUCCUGAAGAAUUGAAAGUUAUUGAAAGAGAAAAAUCAUUGUUAAGAGAUGUUAAUAUGGAAAAUCCACAAAUUUUUAGAGUUUAA
Messenger RNA from Strongyloides ratti, 375 nucleotides. RefSeq lists its product as hypothetical. The record is from RefSeq and is a predicted model, not a curated record. Lineage: Eukaryota; Metazoa; Nematoda; Chromadorea; Rhabditida; Strongyloididae. The transcript has a single exon. Bases 1 to 375 code for a protein of 124 amino acids.